AUGGCAACCUGUUCCAGGACAGCCUCUCAAGCCCAAUCCCCCUUUGAUCAGGGAUACAUGGAACCCCACCUUCCAACAACCACCUCUGUCAAACUUGGCAAGGUAUCCCUUGAGUGUGUCACACGCCUCCUCCUUGGCCUCCUUGGCCACGUCAAAUGGCUCAAAAGGGAAAUUGCCAAAAUCAAGGAAGCAGGGGUUGAAACCCAAACCAAUGUCAAGAACAUAUCUCAAACCGUUGAUGUUGUCAAGGAUGGGCUUAGAAGCCUCCAACUCCAAGGACCCUGCACACCAGAAGGGCCCCAGCCAAAAACCGUGGAAGAAACACCAUGCCCCAUACCAAAGACCAAGCCUGUUGGAUUAAGCCCUAUUAUUCCUCUGCUGACAACCCAUGAUUACACCUGCUACCCCCCAAAUUUGGGCUUGGGCCAGCAUGCAACCACUUGUACUGGUCAUGUGACCGUGUCCAGGACAGUUAGUAGGCCGCCCUUCUGGACCAAACAGCUGCAGGCCCCUGUCCCCAUCACCCAGCCAACCCUAAGAAGAACUGUGCCCCUGCAAGUCCUGUCUCCCCCUCCAUCUCCGCGUCUCCAAUCCCCAAUUGGAGCCCCUGCCUCUUACCCACCAGCUCCAGCAGCCCACUACCCCGCUUUGGUCAAGGUUGACCACCCCAAUGCCUACACAGGCAAAACAGGGAGUGAAGCCAAGCAAUGGUUAACCCAGAUGAUGGCCUGGACCUGCCUAAAUUUGCGGAUGUUCCCAACCAAUCAGGAGACCGUUGAGGGUUUCAAACUGGAGUUCUUGGCAGCCUUUGGCAACCCUGAUGCCACAAGGGCCACCAAGCAGAAAAUUACCACCCUCACCCAGUCCAGCACAUGUGCGGACUACAUUACAAAGUUCAGGACCUUAGCCAUGGAACUGGGCUGGAACAAUGCGGCCCUUAGAGGCCAGUUUGCCCAAGGCCUCCACUGGGAGGUCAGCCGCCAAAUUGCCACCCACAAGCAACACCCCCAAACCCUCCUCAAGCUGCAGAAUGCAGCACUUGUCAUUGAUAAUGCUCUUUGCAAAGAGCACGCUAGCCACCCACCAAGGGACAAUAAGUCUAGCAAACAAACCAACCCCAUAAGGGGGACAAGUACCAGCCAAACUACUGCCGGAUCAAGGAAACUCUCCAACAACCCCAACUUUGUGUUGGAAGAGGAAAGGAAUUGCCUCUGCACCGCAGGCGCCUGCAUCAAAUGCGGCAAAAUGGGCCACAAGUUUGCAGAAUGCCGCACGGGCUGGAAAGCUACCCCUAUUGAGGACAAGGGGAAAGCUAGGGAAACCGCCAAAGUUGGCAAAGACUCCAAGUACCAAUUGGGAAAAGAGUGA
Rhizoctonia solani is the source of this 1368-nucleotide messenger RNA. RefSeq names its product Retrotransposon-derived protein PEG10. The transcript is spliced from 3 exons. NCBI's taxonomy places the organism in Eukaryota, Fungi, Basidiomycota, Agaricomycetes, Cantharellales, Ceratobasidiaceae. The coding region runs from base 1 to 1368 and encodes 455 amino acids. Gene Ontology annotation, molecular function: nucleic acid binding; zinc ion binding. The record is from RefSeq and is a predicted model, not a curated record.